Penicillium macrosclerotiorum is the source of this 813-nucleotide messenger RNA. RefSeq names its product DUF3632 domain-containing protein. The record is from RefSeq and is a predicted model, not a curated record. The transcript has 2 exons. Lineage: Eukaryota; Fungi; Ascomycota; Eurotiomycetes; Eurotiales; Aspergillaceae. Bases 1 to 813 code for a protein of 270 amino acids.
AUGGGGCCUCGCUUCUCCCGUGUAUGCCGUACACCUCGUAUAGGCAACACUCAAGCAAAAGCACCGACUAUGAGAACGAAUUAUUCACGAGAAAAGGUGCAGGCAAUUCUGAGCGACUAUGUCGAGGCAAAAGAUCCGUUAUUACUUGACCUGGUUGUAGAGUCGCUUUUUAAGCUAUUGCCUCAGAAUGCGCCCGAGUCAAAUGAGAUUUGGAGUUUCGGAGAAGAUUGCUUUAAUCUCGCAGAGAUAAACAGCUACAAAAGUGGAGUACAUUCGAGAUUAGCCCAGCUGCUUGAAUCUUUAGGACUUUCGAACCAGUUUAGAGGAUGGGACCCAGUGAGGCUCACCAGUAUACCAGGCCCAGAUGAAGGAGACCCGGACCGAUAUGUGAGCUACAAUUCGUUUUUAGCUCAUCUAUACGAGCAUCGUAUCUUUCCAACUGACCCUACAUAUGCUAUGUGGGCUAUGCGAGCCGCAUUUGAGGAAAAUAGGGGCGAAGAAGAAAAAAUGGUUCGCAGUGCCUGGAUCUUGGGUGCAGCACAGUGGAUUCUAUGGCACGGACAAAGCAUAUUCAAUCUACUAUUACACCCUGCUCUCUUUGAUGUGACCCUCAUGACCUGGCCUGAUCGUCAAGCAUGGGACUCUGGUCCUCUGUAUACAGGCUCUGGUGGACUGUCUCUUGAAAGAUGGCAAUUUUGGAAGCGUAGUUUUCAAGAUAUUCUUCAAGAGUCCAAAGUCACAGCGGAAUGCAAAGAGGUGUCUAUUAAAGCUAUCAUGAUGAUGAAUAUGUUUGAGAGAAACAUGAUGUUCUAA